This is a messenger RNA of Dioscorea cayenensis subsp. rotundata (Guinea yam), 1210 nucleotides long. RefSeq names its product protein LAZY 1-like. NCBI's taxonomy places the organism in Eukaryota, Viridiplantae, Streptophyta, Magnoliopsida, Dioscoreales, Dioscoreaceae. The transcript is spliced from 5 exons. The record is from RefSeq and is a predicted model, not a curated record. Gene Ontology annotation, biological process: gravitropism; regulation of auxin polar transport. Bases 82 to 915 code for a protein of 277 amino acids.
UAACUCCCAUUUAUAUCUCUACCUCAUCUCUCAUUUCUUUCUAAGCAUUACUCUUCUCCUGUCUUCUUCUUUUUAUCAACUAUGAAGCUUUUAGGUUGGAUGCACAGGAAACUCUGGCAGACUGGUGGCCAUAACUUUGCAAAUGCUCCGGUGUGCAAAUGUAUCUCCGGUGGAACAUCACCGGAGAACUUCAACGUGUUUGCAUCCUAUGCUUCGGUGAAGGAAGACGGUGGCGAUCACCAAGACGAUGUCUUUGAUCCGGCCGAUGAUGUUCUCUUCGAUGGUUUCCUCUCCAUCGGAACUCUUGGGUCUGUUCCGGUUCUUGAAAAUUACACAAAGUUCGACAAAGAAUAUGAUAAUGAUGAUGAUGAUAAUGAUAUAUUGAACGGUGCUGUGACACCAACAUUUGGUGUGCCGGUGGAGAUUAUUAACACUAGGAUGAUUAAGGUUGAGCUUGAGAAAGUCAUUGCCAAUGAGAACAAGAAGGCCACCAGAGCAGAAGAGAGCUUCCCUGUGAGGAGAGCUUCUCUUGGAGAACUAUUCAUGAAGAGCAAGUUGGAAGAAUCUAUAGAAUCUCCGGUCACCGAGAAGAAUAUUCCGGCCAAACCAUCAACGGCCAAAAAGAGAUCAUUCCGCAAGUUUAUGCAAGUUUUCCACAGAAAAGUUCAUCCAGAAAACAUGUCAGGCAUGAUGGAAAACAAAGUUACAAAGGAAGUUAAACAAGAGAUUAAAGGCAAACCACCUAUAGGCAAGAAUUUUUUCAAAUCAGAAAUUUAUCGAAAAAUCGGCUUUUCUUGCUUCAAAUGUGGAUCAAGCACUUCACCUCCAAUGCUCGAAGAAAGCGAUUCAUGUCCGAGGAUCAGUCGGGAACAUUGGAUCAAAACUGAUGCAGAAUACCUAGUGUUGGAGCUGUAGAAAGGAGAAGAUCCAAAGGUGAUGUCUAUAUGUGUGUGAGUGGAAUGAAGAUCAAAACAAAUGAUGAAUUAAGGUGUGUCUAAUCCAUAGUGAUCAAGUGAUGUAUAUCGAUCAAUUUGUGUGUAUUUAACUAGUGUGCUUUCUUUGCUUGAUGUGACUGCAAUAAAACUUAAACCAAUGUAAUUUUGUUGAUUUAUGAUGUUACUGCUAUUAAGUUUGAUGAAUACGACACGGAGUUAAAUGUGUUUUGUGAUGUAGUUUUGUCUGAGCUAUUUAUGACAUUAUAAUUAAUAAU